CUCCUCACCGCAUUGCCUUCGAAUCAGAUUUCGCAAAGAAGAAAUUUUCAAUUAUGGAGCACUUCUAUCUCACCCUUCUUCUUCUCUUCGUUUCUCUCAUCACACUCUCUCUCUUCUUCCUCUUUUACAAGCACCGGUCCAUGUUCUCCGGCCCCAACCUUCCGCCGGGCAAGAUUGGUUAUCCGGUCAUCGGAGAGAGCCUCGAGUUUCUGUCCACCGGAUGGAAAGGCCACCCCGAGAAGUUCAUCAUCGACCGCAUGCACAAGUUCUCGUCCCAUAUCUUCAAGACUUCCAUUUUCGGCGAGCCGGCAGCGGUGUUCUGUGGGCCGGCAUGCAACAAGUUCUUGUUCUCCAACGAGAACAAGCACGUGGUUGCGUGGUGGCCGGAAUCCGUGAACAAGGUGUUUCCGACGUCGCUUCAGACGAACUCCAAGGAAGAAGCGUUGAAGAUGAGGAAGCUGCUUCCCCAGUUCCUGAAGCCGGAGGCUCUGCAGCGAUAUAUCGGAAUCAUGGACAGCCUCGCUCAGAGACACUUCGCCUCGGGAUGGGAGAACAAGAAAGAGGUCAUCGUCUUCCCGUUGGCCAAGAGAUACACUUUCUGGCUGGCUUGUCGUAUAUUCUUGAGUAUUGAAGAUCCCAACCACGUGGCGAGGUUCGCCGACCCGUUCCAUCUGUUAGCUUCAGGAAUCAUAUCAAUGCCCAUAGACGUGCCCGGAACGCCAUUCAACAAGGCCAUAAAAGCUUCAAAGUUCAUAAGGAAGGAGCUUUUGGCCAUUAUAAGGCAGCGAAAGGUGGAUUUAGCAGAAGGCAAUGUGUCUGCAACACAAGAUAUACUGUCCCACAUGUUGACGACCAGUGAUGAGAAUGGACAGUUCAUGAGUGAGUUGGACAUUGCUGAUAAGAUUCUUGGACUCUUGAUUGGAGGCCAUGACACCGCUAGUACUGCCUGCACUUUCAUCGUCAAGUUUCUUGCUGAGUUGCCCCACAUCUAUGACCAAGUCUACCAGGAGCAAAUGGAAAUCGCAAAAUCAAAAGGCGCAGGAAAAUUAUUGAAUUGGGAUGACAUUCAAAAGAUGAAAUACUCAUGGAACGUGGCCUGUGAAGUCAUGAGGCUCGCCCCUCCACUCCAAGGUGCUUUCAGGGAAGCCAUCAAUGACUUCAUCUUCAACGGCUUCACCAUUCCAAAGGGCUGGAAGCUGUACUGGAGUGCGAAUUCGACUCACAAGAACGCAGAGUACUUCCCAGAACCCGACAAGUUCGAUCCGACGAGAUUCGAAGGGAACGGUCCAGCGCCAUACACGUUUGUGCCAUUCGGAGGAGGUCCGAGGAUGUGUCCCGGGAAAGAGUACGCUCGUCUGGAAAUUCUGGUGUUCAUGCACAACUUAGUGAAGAGGUUCAAGUGGCAAAAGUUGCUUCCCCACGAGAAGAUUAUUGUGGAUCCCAUGCCUGUUCCUGCCAAGGGCCUGCCAGUUCGCCUCAUUCCUCACCAAGCUUGAAAAACGAAGAUGUAUUUCUGUUUCAAUAUACUAGCUUUUUUCCCUCUUUCUUGUUAAAGAUAUUUCGUUUCCCUUCAAUCUGACAAUCUUGUGAUUUGUUCGUUCGUGCUCGUGGGAGUUGUAAAAGUUGCCCCGCUGGGAACUGUAUUCCCAAUAAUUUCAAAAAUGAAACAGCAGAAUAUAAUGUAAUUGUUACGAUGAGUGCACUCCAAAACAGCCAGGAUCAGAAGGAACGGGAAAGCAAUUUCUAUGCGUUUGUCCUUUCUGACUGAAUUAUAUAUACUAUCAUUUGGGGAUGUUUGUUCCUCUGAGAAUCACCAUUGUACUGUCUGCGGGCAGUUAAUAUAAUAAUAUUCAGAGGAUAUUUGUGAA
This is a messenger RNA of Prosopis cineraria, 1868 nucleotides long. Its product is annotated as beta-amyrin 28-monooxygenase-like. Gene Ontology annotation, biological process: sterol metabolic process. The record is from RefSeq and is a predicted model, not a curated record. The transcript is spliced from 4 exons. Gene Ontology annotation, molecular function: iron ion binding; monooxygenase activity; heme binding. Lineage: Eukaryota; Viridiplantae; Streptophyta; Magnoliopsida; Fabales; Fabaceae. Bases 54 to 1496 code for a protein of 480 amino acids.